This is a messenger RNA of Thermochaetoides thermophila DSM 1495, 4668 nucleotides long. Its product is annotated as phospholipid-transporting ATPase-like protein. NCBI's taxonomy places the organism in Eukaryota, Fungi, Ascomycota, Sordariomycetes, Sordariales, Chaetomiaceae. The record is from RefSeq and is a predicted model, not a curated record. The transcript is spliced from 2 exons. Gene Ontology annotation, biological process: phospholipid translocation. The coding region runs from base 1 to 4668 and encodes 1555 amino acids. Gene Ontology annotation, cellular component: plasma membrane. Gene Ontology annotation, molecular function: ATP binding; ATPase-coupled intramembrane lipid carrier activity; magnesium ion binding.
AUGGCACCUCCCCAGGAGGAAGGCGGCGGGAAUGGGACAGAACUAUCCAUGCAGAGGUCGAGAUGGGCCACCCGAAGGCUGACCGUUAAGAGCGGCGCUAGGAAACGGCUUUCGUUGAUGACGAGGGCGCAAGCAAAGAACUCGGCGACAGAAAAACGGCAGUCCGGAGUGACAGAUGAUGGCUCCCCUGCUGCAGAUGGUGAUCAGAAAGAAGGCAGCAUCUCCAGCAGCAAUAACGGGGGCUCUGCGCCCAGAAAACUCUAUUUCAACCUCCCUCUGCCCCCUGAACUUAAGGACGAAGAGGGACACCCAAUACAGCAGUUUCCGCGCAACAAGAUCCGUACUGCCAAGUACACGCCGCUUUCCUUCAUUCCCAAGAAUUUAUGGUUCCAGUUCCACAACAUCGCUAAUAUUUUUUUCCUUUUCCUUGUCAUCUUAGUUAUUUUCCCUAUCUUUGGCGGAGUUAAUCCUGGACUCAACUCCGUCCCCCUAAUAGUUAUUAUCACUGUCACAGCCAUCAAGGAUGCCAUUGAGGAUUACCGGAGAACGAUUCUCGACAUCGAGCUCAACAAUGCCCCUGUUCACCGGUUACAGGGCUGGGAGAACGUGAAUGUAGAGAAGGACAACGUUUCAUUAUGGCGAAGGUUCAAAAAAGCCAACUCCCGCUUUUUCGGCUCCAUCUGGCAUCUCAUUGAAAGAUUGUGGAAGGAGGAUGCUCAGUCCAUGCGUCAACGCUUUGCCUCUGCGGACCCGCGCAUGUCGAUUGAGACAAGGACUGCACCGUGGGAUCCAUCUCAUCGGCGAUCGGUUGCCUCACACACGGAAGAAAUCCAGAUGACCCCAGUGCCAUCUCCCGUUCCUCACGAUCCCGACGUGCCGACUGUAUCGUCUGCGAUAGAGAACGAAGCUACGCUACUCCAGAACUUGAAGGGAGACUUGAUCAACCACGAGAUCCCCGUCUCUGGCAAAGCGCGAUUCCACAAGGAUGCAUGGAAGAAUCUAGUCGUGGGUGACUUUGUACGCAUCUACAACGACGACGAACUUCCCGCCGACAUCAUCAUCCUGGCGACUUCAGACCCCGAUGGUGCUUGCUAUGUUGAGACCAAGAACCUGGAUGGCGAAACCAACCUAAAGGUGCGACAGGCCUUGCGAUGCGGGAGAACGCUCAAGCAUGCUCGCGACUGCGAGCGUGCUCAGUUCGUUAUUGAGAGCGAGCCUCCUCAGCCGAACCUCUACAAGUACAAUGGUGCUAUCAGAUGGAAGCAGAGGGUUCCCUGGGAUCCCCACGGAGAACCUAGGGAAAUGUCUGAGCCCAUUGGCAUCGACAACCUCCUGCUGCGUGGCUGCCAUCUCCGCAACACCGAAUGGGCCCUCGGCGUGGUUGUCUUCACUGGCCAUGACACUAAGAUCAUGAUGAAUGCUGGCAUCACGCCCAGUAAGCGCGCGCGCAUUGCUCGGGAGCUUAACUUCAAUGUCAUUUGCAACUUCGGUAUCCUCUUAAUCAUGUGCCUGAUCGCCGCCAUUGCCAACGGUAUCGCGUGGGGAAAGACAGACGCUUCCUUGGCUUGGUUCGAGUAUGGUUCGAUUGGAGGGACUCCGGCGCUGACUGGCUUUAUCACGUUCUGGGCCGCUGUCAUCGUCUUCCAGAACUUGGUGCCCAUUUCUCUCUACAUCUCGUUGGAAAUUGUGCGGACACUACAAGCUUUCUUCAUCUACAGCGAUGUCGGCAUGUACUACGAAAAGAUCGACCAGCCCUGCAUCCCCAAAUCGUGGAACAUAUCCGACGAUGUGGGCCAAAUCGAGUACAUCUUUUCGGACAAGACCGGCACCCUAACACAGAACGUCAUGGAAUUCAAGAAGGCGACUAUCAACGGUCAACCUUAUGGCGAAGCUUACACUGAGGCACAGGCCGGCAUGGAUAGGAGACGAGGUAUCAAUGUUGAGGAGGAAGCCAAGGUGAUUCGAGAAGAGAUCGCAGCAGCGAAGGUGAGGGCCAUCCGCGGCCUUCGGGAACUGCACGACAAUCCAUAUCUCCACGACGAGGAUAUGACCUUCAUCGCCCCCGAUUUCGUCGAAGACUUGGCCGGUAAGAAUGGUCCGGAGCAGCAGCAAGCCACCGAGCACUUUAUGCUUGCGCUUGCCCUCUGCCACACGGUCGUCGCCGAGAAGCAGCCAGGCGACCCUCCUAAGAUGAUCUUCAAGGCGCAGUCACCUGAUGAGGCCGCCUUGGUUGCGACCGCGCGCGACAUGGGCUUCACCGUUCUCGGCAUGUCUGACGGGGGCAUCAAUGUGAAUGUUAUGGGCAAGGAUAUGCAUUUCCCAGUGCUCAGCAUCAUCGAGUUCAACUCGAGCCGCAAAAGGAUGAGCACGAUUGUUCGCAUGCCAGACGGCCGGAUUCUGCUCUUCUGCAAGGGGGCUGAUAGCGUCAUCUACUCGCGUCUCAAGAAAGGAGAGCAGGCCGAUAUGCGCCGAGAGACCGCGCAGCAUCUCGAAAUGUUCGCCGUUGAGGGUCUUCGGACGCUCUGUAUUGCGGAGAGGGAGCUCUCGGAGGAGGAAUACCGUGAGUGGCGCAGGGAACACGACCUCGCUGCUACUGCUCUGGAGAACCGCGAGGAGAAGCUCGAAGAGGUGGCUGAUAAGAUUGAGCGCGACCUCACUUUGCUUGGUGGCACCGCAAUCGAAGACCGGCUCCAGGAUGGCGUUCCCGAUACGAUUGCCCUCCUGGCCGAUGCUGGUAUUAAGCUCUGGGUGCUCACGGGCGACAAGGUCGAGACGGCCAUCAAUAUCGGCUUUUCAUGUAACCUGCUUAAUAACGACAUGGAUCUGCUUCGUCUGCAGGUGAAUGAGAGCGACGCCAGCACCGAGGACGACUAUCUUCAGCUCGCUGAAGAGCAGCUCAAGACCAACUUGGAAAGGUUCAACAUGACAGGCGACGACGAAGAGCUGAAGAGAGCUAGGAAAGACCACAACGCUCCCUCCCCGACUUACGCGCUUGUCAUCGACGGCUUCACGCUGCGGUGGGUGCUCAGCGACUCACUCAAGCAAAAGUUCCUGCUGCUGUGCAAGCAGUGCAAAUCGGUGCUUUGCUGCCGUGUCAGUCCAGCUCAGAAAGCAGCUGUCGUGUCGAUGGUCAAGAAUGGCCUUGAUGUCAUGACUCUCUCGAUUGGCGAUGGAGCGAACGAUGUCGCUAUGAUCCAAGAGGCUGAUGUUGGCGUGGGCAUUGCUGGUGAGGAAGGCCGGCAAGCUGUCAUGUCAUCAGACUUCGCGAUCGGUCAAUUCCGUUUCCUGCAGAGGCUUGUCCUUGUCCAUGGCAGGUGGUCAUAUCGCCGACUGGCUGAGACCAUCAGCAACUUCUUCUACAAGAACAUGAUUUGGACGUGGUCCAUCUUCUGGUACCAGUGCUACUGCAAUUUCGACAUCGCCUAUAUCUUCGAGUACACCUAUAUCCUCAUGUUCAACCUCUUCUUUACGUCGGUCCCAGUCAUCCUUAUGGGCGUUUUGGAUCAGGACGUAUCGGACACCGUGUCGUUGGCCGUUCCACAGCUCUAUAGGCGUGGCAUUGAGCGGAAGGAAUGGACGCAAACAAAGUUCUGGCUGUACAUGAUUGAUGGUGUCUACCAGUCGGUCAUGUCCUUCUUCAUUCCAUUCAUCUUCGUCGUCCUCACCCCCACGGCUGCCGGCAACGGACUUGAUGUGUCUGAACGCACACGAUUGGGCGCAUACAUCGCGCAUCCGGCUGUCAUCACGAUCAACGGCUACAUUUUGAUCAAUACGUACCGCUGGGAUUGGCUGAUGCUUCUGAGCAUCGUGCUUUCCGACGUCUUUAUCUUCUUUUGGACCGGUGUCUACACGGCGACAACUUAUUCCGCUGGUUUCUACCAGGCAGCGCCACAAGUAUACCAGGAACUGACAUUCUGGAUGUGCCUAAUCGUGACUCCUGCUCUUUGCUUGCUCCCACGUCUGGUUGUCAAGUGCAUCCAGAAGCAGCGAUUCCCCUAUGACGUGGACAUCAUUCGCGAGCAGGCCAACCGCGGCGAUUUUGCAGCGGCCGAUGCAGCAGCGGUGGCGGCUCUUGGAGGUCCCGAAAGGGUCGAAGGCGAAUCACUCGGUUCGUUGUCAUCUUCAGGCAAGGGCUCUGGACGCAGCAAGAAAUCCAAGCACCAGCAGUACGCCAGCGUGGACGAGGACCGCCGGCCCAUCUAUCCUCCGUCUAUCGCUACGCACAACACCCGCGCGCAGAACGGCAGUGACGGCACCACAUACAUUAUGCAGAGCCGCACAUCAACUGAAUUGCAACAAGAGAUGCCGUUCGACCGCGAUCGCGAGGAGGAGACGCCCGCCGUCCGGCCAUCCAUUGAGCGCACACGUCCAUCGUAUGAUCGUAUCCGCCGUUCUAUCGACCGUGUGCGGCCCAGCUUUGAGGCCAGCAAUGACUUCACGUCGGCUGCAAGGCUGAGCCGAAUCGAGUCGACACACUCGUCCCUCGGGCAUACAUACAGCCACCAGAGGGAGAGCUACGCCGGCGAAUCCUCGGGAGCCCAACAGGGACAGGAGCCGGGGCAGCGGAGAUUUAACCUCGCCACUGUUAGGAAGAGAGGGCUGUCAGCAUUUUCGAAGAAGAGCAUUGAUACCACGGAGGGGGAGCCGCCGCGCGAGCCGCCAAUGUGA